This is a messenger RNA of Aphanomyces invadans, 585 nucleotides long. RefSeq lists its product as hypothetical. Lineage: Eukaryota; Oomycota; Saprolegniomycetes; Saprolegniales; Verrucalvaceae. The transcript has a single exon. The record is from RefSeq and is a predicted model, not a curated record. The coding region runs from base 95 to 532 and encodes 145 amino acids.
GCAGGUGCAGGCUGCCGUCGCGCACCAUUCGAAAUUGCGAGCGUGGAGCGCCGAUCUGCCGCGUUGCCGUCCGCAUCCAUAUCCACAACAGACCAUGGGAGCUACAAAAGCAAGCCAGGAACUCUCACCGCUGCUCAAGUGCAGCCCUGUGACCUCCACACCCAACAGCAGUCCCGCCUACGGCGACCCCGCCAUAGAUGUCGCUCUGCCUGUCAAAUCUACACGUUCCGUUCGAAACCAAGCAAAGCCCAAGGUGGAAGAAGUGUACCCGCUUCCAUGGUUCCGAUCACCAGACAUGCCCAAGCGACCGAUUCGUAUGGUCCUGAAGAAGGAAACCCCAAAGUCGGCGAUUGCGACUUGGGCGGCGGGCGUCACGACGUCGUUUGACGGAGACAAGUGCAUCCACGUGCUUGUGGCGGCAAUUUUAUUAUGCACAAUUGUCGUGAUUCUGUCCAUCAUAUACGAUAGUGGCAAGAAGUCCGUCGCCAACGACUCCCUGCAUCCACACUCUCUAUUGCGAGGGAAUUCGUAGGUGUUGUUAUGUGGCAGUGUUAUUAAUCCAACUUAUGCAAUGUCAGUUCAAGA